AUGCUGCUUUCUAUGACAAUUACACCUAAUGAUACCCCUGAGACCGGCCCUUCUCGAGCUUCUCCUUAUAGAGAACCAAUUUCGAAGCUUCAUAUUUUCCGUAGUAUUUUAUAUGAGCUUAAAAAUGUAAGAGGCUUAGGAAGCUCUAUUAGAAUCCGCGUUUCUAUAGGCAACUAUCAUGUAUUUUCAAGAAAAGCUGUCAAAAGAGAAACAACUGACUCAGACACAGGAGAAGCUUUAGAAUAUUUUCAAUGAGGAGACCAUUACAGCGGAGAAAUCGUCGACAAUAUCAAAGAAAUUUUCCCAAUUGAUCCUACACAAGUCCCAGAUGUAGUUUUAGAUCUGUACUCAGAAUAUUAUUUAGCCGGUGAGGCAAGGGUAGGAUAUAUAAGGAAACCUAUUUCAGAAAUGAUGGAAAAUGAUCAUCCCAAAUGAAUUCCAUUUAAGUCAAUUGACACUCAUUCAGAGAUCGGCUCUGAUUCUCCUGGACUAUUACUGGCGUCACUAGCUUAUUUUCCAGAUGAAGAAAUGAAAAACAGAACUCAAAUAAGCAAGCCAAGAAAAGCUGAUAAAUGGCUUUGCUGGAAUAUUUAUGGAGGAUUUGAUAUAGCACCCAGCUUAUCUGAUGAAGAAAUCAAUUUGCAACUGAAAGUUUACUGUGGUGACAUCGUUUUGAGUUUACCUGAACAUAUUGCUAAAGAAAAUAUAGGAACAAAAUAUCCAAUUUGAAAAUGGUCUGGUGUGAAGCAGAUACAACUGCAUGAAGAUUUGCAUUUUGAGCAAAAUUUGCGCGUGGAGCUUCAUAAUAAAAUCAAAGCUCUUAAAUUAUAUUGAACUACUCUAGAAAUCGGCCAAUUUUCAGUCCCUCUUCAUAGAUGUGAUAACUUAUGAAGCCAGCCUCAUUUUUUUCAUGUUAUUAAUGCUUCAGAAAUAGGGGCAAGCCAAGGGAGGCUACUUGCUGAUUUUUAUAUAAGCAAAACAUAUAUGGAACCAGAAAAUAACCCUUGUGUGAGAAACAAUGAGUCUAUUUUGUGCAAUAUUGAUUUUGCUUUGAUAGGGAUUAGGAAUUUGGUCCCACAUUAUGAAAACCCAAGCAUUGUUAUAUCAAUUCCUGGAUAUAAGAUGGGGAAUGGAGAAAAAGCUGAAAUUCAGAUCGGACAUAUGAAAAAUAGUGACAAAGGAAACCCGAACUUCUUAAGCAUUUUGCAUUUUCCUAAUAUUGAACUACCAGUAGAGCCCAUUUAUUUGCCAGCAAUUUAUGUAAAAAUAAAAGAUAAUGCGUUUUUAUCAUGAAAUGAAUGCUAUACCUACAUCCCACUGAUUCCAUACGCCCAGUGAAUCAAAGACGAAGUGAAAAAGCAAGAGGCUCAAGAUUUAUAUACAAGGAAUUUCACAACAAAAGAUCUUAUUGAGCAAGCUCCUUUAAGAUCAUUGACCUUAAAGAAAAUUAGGAGGACUGAGCAGUUUUCUUUUACUGAUUAUGGAGAAACCUCAGAGCCUUCAGUUAUACAUGACGAAACCAACAAGCCCAAGGCAUCAAUGGAUAUGAUUUCUGAUAUUUAUGAGCCCAAAAAUUCAAAAGUCUUGCAGAAAAUUCAGUUCGAUAAAUUAGAAGAAGACGAAGAAGCUGAAUUAGAGCAAAGGGAAAAUGAAAUUUCUGAAAUCGAAGCUGAGCUGGUAGACUUAAGGGCAAGGGCAAAGAGUGCUGAGUGGAAAAAAGGUAAUGUUGAUGAAAAGCUGAAGAAAGAAAUCAGGUAUCUUGAAAAAACACUGGAAACUCUGAAUGAAGGAGCAAUGACUGAAUUUAAAUUCUUAAAAAUAGAUGAAAAAAUUGGAGAAGACGAUUUCCAAUAUAACAGGCCUGUUUAUAAAGGUGGAUUGUAUGAAGAGUCAUUAGAUCUACCUUACCAAAGAUAUUUGCUGUUCACGAAAACCAAAAACACUGAGAAGCUAUCUGCUUAUAAAGUUGGUGAGCCUAAUGGAGCAGUUUUAAAAGCUUGCAUAAGAAUAAAGCCUUGUGAAAAAUCAAAAAAAGAAGAAUUUUUUGAAGUCGAAGAAAUGAGGUGGGGGUUUGACUUUUUCCAUCCAAUAUUUCAAGGGUCUGGGUAUUUAAUGAAGGUUUUUGAAUAUUCAUCAUUUGCAGUCCGAUUGUAUUUAUUGAGAGGGCUUUCUUUGAGUGCUGUGUCAAAUGCUCCAGAUUGGACUGCUUUUGCUGGAGGUCUUGAAGCCUUGUCAAGUGCUGAUAGUUAUCCAGAAAUUUUGACUGGAGAAGAUAAAAAUCAAGCUAUGAAAUAUAUAUGCGACAACAGACCAGAAACUCAAACUUUAAAUCCUGAAUUUUUCAGAACUUAUGAACUUAAAGCUGAUUUCCCUUCUGACUGAAAAUUAGAAAUAAAUAUAUGAAAUCUAACAGAAUACAGAUUUGAUAGUUUGAUUGGAACCACAGCUAUUGAUUUAGAAGACAGAUACUAUGGCGAAAAGAAAAAUCAGGAUAAGUUGAUGGUUAAAAUUGUGAAAGAGUUUAUUGAUAUGGAAAUAAACAACACUCAAGACCCUAAGUAUCGUGACUGGCUAUCAAAUGCAAAAAAGUUAGCAAAAAAGUAUGAAGCCAAUCUAGAAAAUAAUAAAGCUGUAGUACCAGUUGAGUACAGGACACUGCACCACAAAGGAAAAAGCACAGCUCAAGGCAUGCUUGAGUUAUUUCUAGAGCUAUAUGAGAGCUCAGAAGCAAAGCUAGUUCCUCUCGCCAAUAUUUCCAAGCCCUGCCCUGAAGAAUAUGAGUUAAGGCUGAUCUUAUGGAAAUGUGAAGGAAUUCCUAAAGAAAAUGAUACUAUCGAUAUUUAUUUUCGAGCCCAUUUCGAUCCUACUGGGUGGCUUGAAGAGGCAACCACAAAAGAAACUGACUGUCACGUCGGCUCAGAAGACGGAAAAGGCGUGUUUAACUGAAGGAUGAAAUUCCAUUUUCAGCUCCCUUGCAGCUUUGCAAGACUGAGGCUUGUUGCUUAUGAAUUUAAUACGUUUGGUGAUGAUCGAGUGAUUAGUGAAGUAGUACUAGACCUUACACAAUACUUUAAAAGAGUAAUAAAAGAAGGGAAACUGAAGCUGGAAGAAGAAUGGGUUGAACUGCAUUUACCGAAUCUACCAGGGACGAAUGGAGGAAAAGCUUCAAUAUCUUUUGACAUCUUAAGCUUAGCAGAAGCUAAUCAAAGACCUGUGGGGGAGGGACAAAAUGAGCCGAAUAGAGAUCCUGAGCUUGACCGUCCAGAAGUAGGACGAGGGGUUUCUGAUUACAUUAAAGGGACUGCAAUAGAUGUGUUUUCUUGGCCACUUCUUAAUAUGUCAAUUUUCAAGAAAAUACUUUCAGGAAUUUCAAUUGGAGGGAUGCUGAUUGUGAUGUUUAUUUACCCAGGAUAUCUUACUGGAGGAAGAUAA
Messenger RNA from Blepharisma stoltei, 3432 nucleotides. The record is from the annotation of a GenBank genome assembly. Lineage: Eukaryota; Ciliophora; Heterotrichea; Heterotrichida; Blepharismidae.